This is a messenger RNA of Onychomys torridus (southern grasshopper mouse), 1188 nucleotides long. It is a transcript of the gene Mlnr, whose product is annotated as motilin receptor. Gene Ontology annotation, molecular function: G protein-coupled peptide receptor activity. Gene Ontology annotation, biological process: G protein-coupled receptor signaling pathway. NCBI's taxonomy places the organism in Eukaryota, Metazoa, Chordata, Mammalia, Rodentia, Cricetidae. Gene Ontology annotation, cellular component: plasma membrane. The record is from RefSeq and is a predicted model, not a curated record.
AUGGGGGCGCGCUGCAACGAUGGGAUGAUAAUGAGCCUCGCUGCUGCUUGGCGUUCCAAUCUCUGCCAGUGUCCUAGGUGCCUCAGCUUGUUCGCCCUGGGUGUGAGCGGCAACUUGGUAACUGUGCUGCUGAUGGGGCGCUACAUGCAGACCACCACCAACCUGUACCUGGGCGGCAUGGCGGUGUCCUAUCUGCUCAUCCUGCUGGCGCUCCAUUUCAACCUGUACCAUCUGUGGUGCUCGAGGCCCUGGGUGUUCGGGACACUUCUCUGAGGCCUGUCUCUCUACUUGGGCGAGGACUGCACCUAUGCCACGCUGCUGCACGCGACAGGCACUCAGUUGCUAUCUGCAAUCUGCUGCCCGCUGCGAGCGUGGGUCUUUGUCACCCAGAGCCGCGUCGGAGCGCUCAUCACUGCGCUCUGGGUAGUGACAUUGCUCUCAGCAGGGCCCUUCUUCUUUAUGGUGGGCGUCCUGCAAGAUGUCCUCCCCGGCCUCUCUGCAGGUCAACCCCUCGAUCCGGGUCCGCCGCCCCUCAGGUCCUCAUGGACACCAGUGCUGUCCCCAUCAUCUUUCAGAACCGAGGCUGCGGAGGCGGCAGCGCUGUUCAGCGGUGAGUGAGGUCAGAGACCUGCCCAGCUAAGGGUCAUGUUGUGGGUCACCACUGCCAACUUCUUCCUGCCCUUCCUGUGCCUCAGCAUCCUCUACGGGCUCAUCGGACACGAUCUGUGGAAAAGCCGGGUCCUCCGGGGAGGCCUGACCAAGACGAAGGAAAAGGGUCCUUGUCCUGACAAAAACCAGAACGUAUUUCUGAAGCAGAAGCAGAAGCCAAAACCACUUGUUUGGAGCGGGGCCCCUUCUGGAGUGGAAUUGUGCCUACACAUUUGUGAUCCUGGUUGGCGGUGGUUCAGAGUUUGCUGGUUGCCUUUCCAUGUUAGCAGAAUCAUUUACAUGAACACUGAAGAUCCCCAGAUGAUGUGCUUCUCUCGAUAUGUUGCUCUUGUCACACUGCAGCUUUUCUCUCUGAGCGCAUUCAACAAUCCCAUCCCCUCUCCAAUCUCAUUUCCAAGAGGAACAGCAGCUAUCUGGAAACUGCUUCUGGCAAGACAGCUCAGGCUGGGGAGCCGGGAUAUAGAGCCUGAGAGCAGCAGGCCAGAAGGAUAUAUGAAGGAUGAUGUAAAGAACAAAUAA